Molecule: messenger RNA, 1524 nt
Organism: Orbilia oligospora ATCC 24927
Lineage: Eukaryota; Fungi; Ascomycota; Orbiliomycetes; Orbiliales; Orbiliaceae
Exons: 1
Coding region: 1-1524 (507 amino acids)
Molecular function (GO): protein binding
Source: RefSeq, a predicted model, not a curated record
AUGCGUCCCCACAUACUAUCUCGAACCGAAGUGAUAGGCCGUCAGACUUCUUCCUUAUGGAAGAUCUAUAGCCGUCCUAGGGCGUCUCCCGUCUGGACCCGGGUUCUCUCAGCACCAUGCCCUCGACUUACAAACUUGAGAGUGCUGGAUGAUAUCCUAUGCCGAAGAUUUACAAGUGUUCAAAACGGUGACGGUAAAUAUGGGGGUAGGGAAGGACAGGCCAUCAGCAAAGCCGCAUCUGUGGUUCCACCUGCUCUCGAACACAAAUCGGCGAAGGACUUGAAGCGGACAAAUGAGGAAAGCCUGACGGGUCUUCAGAACGAUAGCCGGCUCGUUACGUUUUGGGGAAGCUUCAAUUGCAAGUCCACAAAACCAAACCAACUAUUUAAAUCCUAUCUUCAACUUCCCGUUCCGCGACUUCAGUACCUGUCACAAGAACAAGUUUAUGGACUGCUUUCUAGAAUUUCUAUCAUCAAAAAAGGCGAUGAGAACACCAUGCUCCAGUAUCUUACAAUCAUCGAUGAUAUGAAAACAGGGAGAGUUCCAAUUCCGAGGUAUCACUGGAACACCGCGAUUAGCUUUGUUGCGAAGUGCUAUCGUCACCUGACAGACCAUGAUCUUCAAUCAGGUCUAUUUCUCUGGAAAGAGAUGGAAAGGUCGGCUGGGGUAUUAGCUGAUGCUACCACGUUUAACAUACUUUUCCACCUUGCAACAAAUUCUAACAUGGCGCAUCUCCCUCUGAUGAUUUUAAAAGAGAUGAAAAGGCGAAACAUACCAAUGGACAGAUUCAGCUAUGUCAAUCUUAUAAUAUACUAUGGGAAGCAGGGGGAUGGCCGAGGCAUACGACAUGCUUACCGGGAGUUCAUUCGAACGGGAGAGGUCGUGGAUAUCGUUGUCCUCAACGCUGUGAUGACAGCGUUGAUUGACGCAGGAGAGCCACAAGCCGCCGAGGAUGUUUUAAUGCACCUUAUACAAUUGCCUACCAAAUUGAAGUCAGAACCAUCAUCGGAAGACCAAAGUGCGCGGAAACUUCACAAGGAUAUCCGGAACCUAAGAUGGAUCUUGGCCCAACAGGGAUUUGACCCAAGGAUGGAUUUGCGCCUGGCGCCUCUAGCUCCGGACUUGGUAUCUUUCGCAAUAUUCAUAGAUUACCAUGCUAGAGAAACAGCUGACUUUGGAAAAAUUUUAUCUCUCUUAAACGAUCUUUCAGAGUGUGGGAUCAACCCUGAGGCCUCUAUUCUCCAGUCUCUAUUCAAAGGAUUCGCUUUACAUGGGAGCGUCAGAUAUACCCCGUGGACCUUGCAGAGACUAAAUGCAGUCUUUGAUGCUUUCAUGAACCGGGGCUAUUGCAUUAAUCAGGAUGCAACGCUGUGGUGUCUUCGAGCGCAUGUCAUACUUGCUGGAAAGAAAAGGGGAAGGGAGGUCUGGGAGAUAUUAAAAAUGAAAUGGAUAGAACAAGGAGGGAAUGAAUCUGAGAUAUCCGAGGUAGAACACCGGCUUCCUAGGAUGAAAAAAGAUCUUUGA